Zeugodacus cucurbitae (melon fly) is the source of this 626-nucleotide messenger RNA. It is a transcript of the gene Apf, whose product is annotated as bis(5'-nucleosyl)-tetraphosphatase [asymmetrical]. Bases 74 to 496 code for a protein of 140 amino acids. NCBI's taxonomy places the organism in Eukaryota, Metazoa, Arthropoda, Insecta, Diptera, Tephritidae. Gene Ontology annotation, molecular function: bis(5'-nucleosyl)-tetraphosphatase (asymmetrical) activity. Gene Ontology annotation, biological process: ATP biosynthetic process; AMP biosynthetic process. The transcript is spliced from 2 exons. The record is from RefSeq and is a predicted model, not a curated record.
CUGUUUGUUGUUUUCGUUUUUACAUAGAAUCAAACUGCAGUACACCUUUUGAUUAAUUUUAAUUUUCUAUAUAAUGGCUAAAAGAGCUGCCGGUUUAGUGAUAUUUCGUAAAAUUGGUGAACAAAUCCAAUAUUUGAUGUUGCGCGCAUCAUAUGGCGAUUUUCACUGGAGUUCUCCUAAAGGGCACGUCGAUCCAGGCGAAGAUGAUUUUACGACAGCAUUACGAGAGACCAAAGAGGAAGCCGGGUAUAGCGAAGACGACUUAAUCAUCUAUCGGGAUAAACCAAAAAUACUGAAUUACAAUGUAAAAGGGAAACCAAAAGUUGUUAUUUAUUGGUUAGCUCAAUUAAAAGACUCUGGCAAAGAACCAACGUUAUCAGAUGAACAUACUGAAAUGAAAUGGUUACCAAAAGACGAUGCAAAAGAAAUUGUUGGCUUUAAGGAUAAUCAGCAGAUGAUUGACGAAUUCCACGAGUUUAUUCUUAGUUUAUGCUAAGUGCUUUACACCAAUACUUAGUAUUGUAUAUAUUUGUAUAUUUGGAUUUGGAAUUGUAUACCGACUAUAUGAAAGUAAUACCGUUAUUUAACUAUUAUAUAAUUAAAAAUUUUAUAUAGCUGAUUCAAAA